AUGUGGACACUUCCAAAAUAUGCGAAAGCAUGUUUUAUUUACCCAGCAUGGGAAGGAGUUGAUUUUAAUUUUGAAAACACUGAUCCGUAUGCAAAUUCAGAAUUUUUUGAUUCUGAUUCUUCCCAGCAUACUCCUUAUUUUGCAUUUAAUUUAAUUCAAAGAUUCAGAAGAAAUAGCACUACGGAAAGCUCAUCGUACACUCAUCAGUUUUCAAAAUUCGAUGUUCGACAUCCAAUUGUUGUCAAAAACUUCCAUAUUUGGUAUAAUGAAGAUGAUCAGACAUUUAAAACGAAUUCUGAUAAGUCUUAUAAUUUUGGUGCCACAUUAUGUCCAAAUAAUCUCCCAGGUGUGCCGCACAAAGCUCAAAAGCGAAUUAAAAUAAUCAAAAGGCAUAAUCAAACAAUCAAGUAUUAA
Molecule: messenger RNA, 414 nt
Organism: Trichomonas vaginalis G3
Lineage: Eukaryota; Parabasalia; Trichomonadida; Trichomonadidae
Exons: 1
Coding region: 1-414 (137 amino acids)
Source: RefSeq, a predicted model, not a curated record